Molecule: messenger RNA, 675 nt
Organism: Aspergillus mulundensis
Lineage: Eukaryota; Fungi; Ascomycota; Eurotiomycetes; Eurotiales; Aspergillaceae
Product: anticodon-binding domain-containing protein
Exons: 3
Coding region: 1-675 (224 amino acids)
Source: RefSeq, a predicted model, not a curated record
AUGGCUGGUGCGAUAGUGCCUCAUGAACAGGCGUUGAGCGAUGUACUCGGUGCGCGCGUCCGCAUCACUACCAACCCGGCUUCGUCCACAAUCGAGGGGACCGUUUUCGCCGCCGAUCCGAUCACGAACCUCGUCGCCGUGAACACCGCCGACGGCAAACAAACCCAAGCCGGAAACUACCACGUCAUUCCGAUCUCACGGAUACAGAGCUUCGAGCUCCUCUCUCUACCCCAGUCGGCCCAGAGCGGUGAAGCGACGUCAUUCGCUGAUGCUGUCCCACCGCUGCAUGCACUGGAUACCCAGGCCCUGAGAAGGCGGGAGGUGGAAGCAGUUACGAAGCUACAGCAAGGUGAGGCACGCCGCGGCAAGGGAGUCACGCAAGAAGCGCAGGAUCUGUUCAAUGCAUUCAUUCGCACGAUGCCGACGACGAGGUGGGAUGGCGCGAAUAUCAUUGUGGCCGAUGCAGUUGUGGUUGCGCCCCCAUACCGUGCGGAUGACUGCCGGGCACUGCAUGCAGGUGACACAGCUGCCCUGGCCCGGAUACGCAAGGUGCUUGAAAUGGAGCGCCAGAAGAUCGAAUUUAGAAAUGCUAGCGCUGCGAUAGGUGCAGCGAACACCUUUUCCCGCUCGGCGGCUUCGGGCCCGGGAGCGGCGGGACCUAGAAAGGGUGGUUGA